Messenger RNA from Athalia rosae (coleseed sawfly), 3538 nucleotides. It is a transcript of the gene akirin, whose product is annotated as akirin-2. Gene Ontology annotation, molecular function: transcription coregulator activity. Bases 254 to 787 code for a protein of 177 amino acids. NCBI's taxonomy places the organism in Eukaryota, Metazoa, Arthropoda, Insecta, Hymenoptera, Athaliidae. Gene Ontology annotation, biological process: positive regulation of innate immune response; positive regulation of transcription by RNA polymerase II. The record is from RefSeq and is a predicted model, not a curated record. The transcript is spliced from 5 exons. Gene Ontology annotation, cellular component: chromatin; nucleus.
GACUAGCUGUGGCUGGCGACAGAGGAUGCCAUAUUGUUUUACUGCAGUGUUUGUUUUGGUGCUGCGGUGGCCUAGCUUAAAAUCCAGUUAAAUCAGCUUGGAAAUAGAGCUAAACUUUAGAGCGAUAUUACAAAACGAGUUCGGAAUAUUUCAGAAUUCGUAUUAUCCGUAUAUUUUCUGCUAAUACAAGGGCGGUGAUUAUUCCUUAACAAUUUUUUGGUGUCAGUCGCCUCCGAGACCGUGAAGAGUAAAAAUGGCCUGCGCGACCCUGAAGAGAUCUCUUGAAUUCGACCCGGUCCACAGCCACGUAAGACCUUCCAAAAGGCGAAGAUGCAUUCCGAUGUGCAUGUCGCCAAACACGCCACCAGCGAGGAAUCCAAAUCCAUCAGCUUUUGGCGAAGUUACACAAAAAUUAACGCCUGAAAAAAUGGCAGCCAAUAUUAGAGAAGAGAUCCGCAGGCUUCACCGACGCAAGCAGCUGCAUUUUAAUCCGCAAAACAACAGCGGCGAUUCUUCAGACACAGAAGGUCCUGCCAGUCCGUCAACUAGUGGCGCUGGUGCAUACAGCCACAGCCCUAGCGGCAAGGAAAAACCAUUGUUCACAUUUAGACAGGUGGGAUUGAUCUGUGAGCGAAUGUUGAAGGAACAGGAGACGCAGAUCCGAGAAGAAUACGACCAGAUUCUCAACAUGAAGCUCUCAGAGCAGUAUGAUGCAUUCGUUAAAUUUACCUAUGACCAAAUCCAGAAGCGAUUUGAAUCUGCAGCUGCGCCAAGUUAUUUAUCCUAAAGAAGAAUUGUUACUUCUACGGAUGUGUUUCUUCGAAGAGCAUUAGAUUUCUGCGUUAUAAAUGAGAGAAAAAAAAUUUUGCUUGGAAGUUGUUCCGCAAGGCACGCAGAGUAAAUACCUCGUGACGGAAACCUUGAUUAAUAAUUAUUAAAAUUGAGAAUAAAAAAAAAUUUCAUUUGAAUGAAAGAAAGAAAGAAUAUAACAGAAACAAGAAAACGAAGAAAAAAGAAAAAAAAAUAUCUUUAAAAACACAUACACACACACGAAACAAUUAAAUAAUAAUAAUAAUAAUCUAGCAAAGUAAGUUUUAGGGAGUAGGUUUGCUUGAAAAUGGCAACCAGACUACAAAAAUCAACAACGUAUACUACUAAACUAACAAUAUUUGUACUAUCCGGUUUUCAAAGUACGCUGUUAUCAGGGAAUCAAAUAAAAAGUUUAGAAAAAUAUAAUAAUAAAGAAAGAGAGAAAAAAUGAUAAGUAAUUAAAACUCACUCAGGCCUAACAAAAUCGAUAGUUUUUCUAAUAUUAACUUGUCUUCAUGUUGAUGUUAAUAAACUUUAUGCAUUCAACGAUAACUAAAUGAUUUUCAUACCGUUUAUUUUGAAUCAUGGUUCGUUAUUCUUAUAUUUCUCGAUUCGAUAUAUCUGACGCCAAUUACAAUAAUUGGUGAGAAGACAAACAAAAAAAAAAAAAAAAAAACUUGAAAUAAUGAAUAAUAGAACUAUUCUGUUUUUUUAAUGACCAAUGCACAAUUAUAUUUCAAUAAAUUUGUGUAAUCGUGAACAAGAGAAUUAAAGGAAAACUCACAAAAAACAAAAAUCUUACCGAUGGCGAAAAGAAAAAAACAAAAUAAAAAAGCAAAUUUGUUCACAUCGGUGAGAUUAUAACAUACACUGAAGGAGGUAAUUUAAUUAACGUUUUGAUGUAAGAUAUAUUUAUUUACAUAUUAAUUACGUCGUUUCUGAAAAUUCGUGUUAAAAAAAAAAACGAAAAACCAAUCGUGUUGAUAACGUUUUUUUGUGAUAUGCAUCAUCUCAUUUUCAUUUUAUUUUCUUUUUUUCAUUUUUGUAUGUAUUGAAAGAUGAUGAGCUUGAACUUUAGUGGUACUACCACGCCAUUCAUCUAACUGUGACUCUAUUUCAAGUACAGAAUAUUUUACUAGAUGUGUAUGCAACUAUUUUCCCUGGUUUCAGACAUCGGCUAUCCGCACUCACAAUUUAAAAAUUCAAGAUGUCGUUUUAUUAGUUUAAUUAUUUCAUUUUAUUUCAUUUUUUUCCUCCGUGUACAUCUGUUCUGAUUUUGUCGCAGCAUUCUAUGCAUCAAACAAUUUGUAAGUCGUAGAAAAAUUAUGAUUGUGAUAAACUAUUUUCCUAAUUUCUUUUUUUUUGAUUCUCAUCUUUUGGAAAUGUACAUGAGAAAAAGCGAAAUUAAAAAUACUAAUAAUAAUACCCAUUCGAUUGACAAUUCGUAACACAUAUAUAUUAUAUAUAUAUUUUUUGGAUGUUUUUUUCCCUGAAAACAGCAACUUGCCAUAGCAUAAUAAUUAUAAUAAAAAGAAAAAAAAGAAAAAAAAAUUGGAUGCCGAAUAUGAAUAUUACUAUACCUAUACAUUUAACUGUGCCUAUUAUUAGACAUAUAUUUAUUACAAUUACCCAACACUGCUAUAAUUAUUACUUAUAUUACUAUUCGUCGUAAUUAAAAAAAACCAACAAAAAAAAAGAGGAAAAAAACGUUAUUUUUAGUUCGUAAACCCGACCUAUUGCGAUUUUCGUUGAUUAUUUUUUCUUUUUCAUUUCGGUAAUUCUUCGUUUUGUAUUCAUCGUAUUUAAUAAUUGAGCAUUAUAACAUUUUUUUUUUAAUUUGCUUUCAUUUUUCAAGAUGAUUACGAACGCUAAGUUUUCAUCUUGGUCACCCAUAUUCUGUAUGGAUUUCUUUGCUAUUGUAAAGUUGAAUCUUCUUCUCGACGCGAAUGAUAAAUCAGCCUAGCCUAGGUAGAGUGGUAAAUGAAACAAAAACAAAUAAUAAUGACAGUUAUGUAUGUUACGUUUUUUUUUGUUUCGUUUUUGCUUAAAAAAUAAAUCGAAGAGGAAGAAAGUAACAUUGUUUUUUGUAAUAUUGUAAAUUUUUGCUUUUAAAUCAUCGAAAAGAAACCAGAUGUGUGUUUUUUUUUGCUUAUUUUAAUACGAUAAUUGUUGGUAAAAUAUUUAAUUUAUCACCGCAAAAUGCAUUUUUCUUCCAUGUUGUUUUGAUUACUUAUUAAUAUUUUCAUCUUUUUUUUUUUAAUUUUUUUUAGUUUUUUGGUAUAAAUGUAUACCUAAUUUUAAUAGUCUGAUUUGAUAAAGAGCGAGGAGAAACUACUUCGACUGGAUUUGUCCAUAUCUUUGAUUUGCAACGGCUCGAUAACUUUUGUUGUUAAUUCAAGUAGAGAAUUCCAAAAAGUAAGGGAGAGAGAUAGAGAGAAAAUAUAUUUGGAAAAAAUUAGUUUUCAAAAGAAACUGAAUGAAUUUCAGUAUACUCGGUAAAGUGAUUAUGGUAUAUGUAAAUUACCCGCCUAGUGACGAAACAACUUUGGGUAAUAAUAUAUGUAUUUUUUUUUUUAAAAAAGAAUAAUUUUUUCUUCUUUAAUUUAACAAAUAUACUUGAAAAAAGACAAAAGUUAUUGGCGCUCUUUGCACACUGUAUACAUAUUGUAUCAAUAAUAUAAUUUGAUGAAAAAUUAUGUGAAUAAAUAAUGAAAGAAAAAAAAAAAAA